Melampsora larici-populina 98AG31 is the source of this 2193-nucleotide messenger RNA. RefSeq lists its product as uncharacterized. The record is from RefSeq and is a predicted model, not a curated record. NCBI's taxonomy places the organism in Eukaryota, Fungi, Basidiomycota, Pucciniomycetes, Pucciniales, Melampsoraceae. The transcript is spliced from 2 exons. Gene Ontology annotation, molecular function: protein binding. The coding region runs from base 1 to 2193 and encodes 730 amino acids.
AUGGGAUUAAAUCAUUUCAUCCCACGCAAAAUGCACUUUGGAAUGAGAAGAAAUACCUUCACCCAGAUAUUCAGACGGCAGGCACCCGCUCCUGCACCUGAUACCCCGGCCGCACCUAUCGCCCCAGCUACCACGACUCCACCUCCGAAUCCGCAACAUCCCAAGCAUCACCGAACGGAUGCUGAGCGCCAACAACAUCAACUUGAAUUGCAAAAACAGCAAGUUGCAAAGCUUAUCGCACAACAAGAGGUUGAGCGGCAAGGUUUAGAAGAAGAGCAAGCGAAAGCCAGAACUCGUGAACAAGAUCGCGCGCGUCAACAUGCGCAAGCCCAAGCUCAACGAGCACAGGCAUUAGAAAAUCAGCAGAAGGCCCCUCAAGAUGCACCCAAGCAGAAUCCAGAUGCACCGAAGCAGAAUCAAGAUGCACCCAAGGCUCAAGAUGCACCCAAGGCUCAAGAUGCACCCAAGGCUCAAGAUGCACCCAAGGCUCAAGAUGCACCCAAGGCUCAAGAUGCGCCCAAAGAGCCUCAAGAUGCGCCCGAACAACAGUCAACGUUGCCUCAGAUUCAGCGGCAGACGUUACAGCAACCCGAUACAGGAAACGACGCGGCCACAACUGGUACUCCCGUUGGGCAAUCGAUUGGUAAGUCAUUUUUCAUCUUGAGUUGUCAUCGACGAGAGUUAAUCCGCCAGUCGAGCUUUUUUGCAGCCUCACCGACUUCUGCUCAACAGCCCCUCACUCCAGAAGCAACUCCAACGCCAGUACCUGUGGUGGCAGCUCCCACCGAACAGUCCGACUCGGUUUCGAUCACUACUUCAUCCUUCCAGCCUUCGUUGACGUCCGCGGACCUCAUCUCGACCAAUGCGCCUUCACCUUCGGCCUUUUCAGCCGUCGCUGAAUCGUCUGCAUACCCAUUGACAGACCCGGCCAAACCUUCAACAGGUCUUUCCACCGCCGCUACCGUCGUUCUUGUGCUCGGCAUUGUCGCUGUCAUCUUUACCUUGGUCAUGCUAUUGUACAGGUAUUGGGUCCAAAAAUCUCGCCGGAACGAUACGCUGACUCCAAUCGAAAAGGUCAAUCUUGGUGGCCAAAUGAAAAAGUCACGUCCGUCAGAGGCUGACGAUGAAGAAAUGUUUGGAGGCCAUGAGCAUGCUAGCAUGGCCUUGCACGGUUUUGGUGCAUUGGGGAUCGUGGAUGAAAAGGCAAACUAUCGAUCUGAAGGACACCAAAAAUGGCCUCGUCAUCAUCAUCCGGGUGACGCUGAUGCCGACUCAAUCUCAAACGAGUCUCUUCAGAGCUCUCGAUAUCCUCAACACGGAUACAAUAACACGCAUACCUCUACCACCACACGUGCGCAUCAAACGCAAUCAGGACUUCGCGAGUCGGACGAUUAUAGCCGAUACGUUAGUUCGCCGAGCCUCUUGGCCAUCCCAGACACCGCCGCCUUGACUUCCCCGGCUACCAGUAACCAUAGUUUUAUGUCCCCUACCUCUCCGCUAUAUCCCUUGAUGGCAGAUCGAGUUUAUGUGGUGAAACGCACUUUUGAAGCCACUCUCACUGACGAGUUGUUGAUAUUUGUUGGCGAUCGAAUUCAAAUUCAGACCACAUAUGACGACGGAUGGUGCCUAGGAAUCAAUUUGGACAUUGAUCGCCACCAGCGUGCGACCAAUCAAUUGUUGAUCUCUAAAGGUGUUUUCCCCCGUGAUUGCGUCGGCAGCAUACCCAUGGAUAUGGACAAUUCCGGCGAAGGGGAGCAACCAUUGACACCAGGACCCAGUGACUUGCAGCGCGUGCCCACUUUGCCACCUUUAGACCUCGGCGAGUAUUACACACCGGAACAGCAACAGGAGCAGAAGAACCAAGCUCGCUCCACUCUUAGCGUUUCUGUUUUCGACAGUCGCCCUAAUUCUCUGACCGUUCCACGUGCUAGCCAUCCUGGACCUAAAAUUCGAAUUUCAAGCCCAGCUCAUUCCGAAGACAUCACACCGCGUCAUAGCGAUGUAAUUGCACAAUUUCCUGAUACACCCAACAACGAUUCUCAGGCUCGAGCCAGCUUGAUGGCAUAUCGCAACUCUUUCGGAAUUCUCGGAAAUACCCCGGCUACACGACAAAAACGAAUCAGUAGUUUGAUCGCUGGUCGAGAUGCUCAGCUGUUCAUGGAGUUGGGUGAAGCUUUAGGACCCAAUGCCUGA